This is a messenger RNA of Phycomyces blakesleeanus NRRL 1555(-), 651 nucleotides long. RefSeq lists its product as hypothetical. The transcript is spliced from 6 exons. NCBI's taxonomy places the organism in Eukaryota, Fungi, Mucoromycota, Mucoromycetes, Mucorales, Phycomycetaceae. The record is from RefSeq and is a predicted model, not a curated record. Bases 1 to 651 code for a protein of 216 amino acids.
AUGAUACAAGCUAGCAUCAAACUACCUGGAAGAACACCAUUAUCCCUUUCAGCUAAUAUUCUACAGGAUAAAAGAAAAUACAAGAUCGCUCGAUUUCUCAUGUUUGAAAGCAGUAAAUUUAACGGUAUAGCCAUAGCUAUGAGCAGAGAACUAUGGGAUGAUAUUCGUAUCGGUCUCAUAAAAGUUGAUUUCUUUUACAUGCUGAAAAUGAGCGUUGCUCCCCCUUCCCUUUGCUCCCCUUCUUGGGGGGACCCAGAGUCCUAUAGCCAGUUGCCCCUUUAUCUGAUUCAGUGUUUUAGCAAAAGCAAGUCGUUGUUAAGCUUCGUCAUCUACUAUCAGUUUUAUACAGUUAUUGGUAACUUGAAAAACACUAGACCAAUAGCCAGCAUGGAUAGUGUGGUAUACACACCACAAUUGAGUGAAAAACAGACUCCACAACCAAACACUGGUUCCUUCUUCCUUUUUUUUUUGGUUGGGCAAACCCAUGAGGAGAAAUCCUUCCUUCUUGCUAAUGAACCUGGCAAAACGUUUAGAAUGACUGGAAAAGCUUUAUUGAGUUUCGGCAGACAUGUCCUUACAUGCCUAAGCAACUCUACUAGUCAUAUUUUCUUUGACAAGAGCUCAAAGCUGUUCAAUUGCGCUAAGCUCUGA